Lonchura striata (white-rumped munia) is the source of this 1651-nucleotide messenger RNA. It is a transcript of the gene EDA2R, whose product is annotated as ectodysplasin A2 receptor. NCBI's taxonomy places the organism in Eukaryota, Metazoa, Chordata, Aves, Passeriformes, Estrildidae. The record is from RefSeq and is a predicted model, not a curated record. Gene Ontology annotation, cellular component: plasma membrane. Gene Ontology annotation, biological process: positive regulation of canonical NF-kappaB signal transduction; positive regulation of JNK cascade; tumor necrosis factor-mediated signaling pathway. Gene Ontology annotation, molecular function: tumor necrosis factor receptor activity; protein binding.
CGGGACGGGUUCCGACCCGCUCCGCUCCACGCGGGGCCGCCGAGUCAUUGGCGGUGCGGUGCCGGUCCGCGCCGUGUCUCCCGGUCCCGCCGCCCUGCCGGUCCCGGUCCGUGCCGUGCCGUGCCGCUAGCACCGAGACAGCUCCCCUCUCCUCUUCAGCACAAUGGCCUGCCAAGAGAGUGAGUACCUGGAUGACCAGAAGAAAUGUGUCCCCUGCAGAAAGUGCAUGCCCGGGCAGGAGCUUUCCAAGGACUGCGGCGACGGCAGCGGCGGGGACGCGCAGUGCGUGGCCUGCCCUCCCAGGAAGUUCAAGGACCGCUGGGGACAUCACGGCUGCAAGCCCUGCCUGUCCUGCGCCCUCAUCAACCGCCUGCAGAAGUCCAACUGCACCGCCACGGCCGACGCCGUCUGCGGGGAGUGCCUGCCGGGGUUCUACCGGAAGGCACGGCUCAGCGGGCAGCUGGAGUGGGAGUGCAUCCCCUGCACCAAGCAGACACCAUCCUCCGAGCCACAGUGUCGGUCCAGAACAAACCUGGUGAGAGUCGCUGUCCCUACUGUACCACCACAGGACACAGCCCUCCUUGCACUGACCAGCAGUGCCCUGGUCAUCAUCGUCCUGGUGCUUCUGGCACUUUCCAUCAUCUACUGCAAGCGAUUCUGGAAAAGCCAGUGCCAGAGAGUCUUCCUGAGGACUCAGAACUUCUCAGGCCAGCGAGCAACGUUCCCCACUGCAGCAGCACCUGGCAGGUUCCUGUGUGAGGAGCAGAUGUCUGGACCCUGCUGCCUGGGUGUGAAGAAUUUGAGCCCUUGCUACAGGCAGGCAGAAGGCCCCGUGGAAGCGGUGCAGUUCAUUUCCGACGGGGAAGCCGUGGGUCUCCAGCUCCCCUCUCUCCAGCCAGAGAUGGACUUGCCACCAGCCAUGGCAGCCAGCACUGCCUCCAAGGCCCAGCUGGGCAGGAGCCUCCUGGAAAGCCAGCCCCUCAUCCGGGCCUCGGGCCAUGGUGACUGCCUGGACGGGGUCCUGCCACCCCCCACCCCCAGGCAGGGCCGGCCGGGCACGGUGGAGGCCCUGGCCCCCCUCUCCUCCUGUGCCUCCGAGAUGCAGCACAAGUGGCCGCAUGCACCCGUGGAGUGCACUGAGCUGGACCUCCAAAAGUUCUCCACCCAGGUGGAAUAUGUGGGUGGUGAGCGGCUGGAGGACGCAGCAAGCCGGGCUGUGAAGAGGAUCCCAGCAGAGAGCAGUGGUGGGGUGCAGGAGGGGGCUCAUCACUUGCCCACGGCUGAAAUCCCACCAGGGGAGCAGCCGGUGGAUGAUGCCCAGAGCCUGGUGACUCAGAUCAGCAGCACGGCUAGUGGUCUCCCGAUAGCAGAGCUGCCCCAUUCCUUGGUGCAGUCUCUUGCCUUCUUGCUGGACCCUUCCUUGAACGGUGUGAAGAACUUCAGCCACGUGGCCCUGGAGCUGGGGCUCAUGCCCCAGCUGCUGGGACGGAUUUCGGGGUUUGAGCAGCUGGUGGCACACUUCACCUACGCGGGAGGCGCGGUCACCGUGCCGCUGCUGGCGCAGGCGCUGCAGCGGCUCCAGCGCUUCGACGCCUUGCUCCUGCUCUGCGACCACUUCACGCUCAGCCCCGCGCCGGACCGCCAGCGCUAG